Molecule: messenger RNA, 1720 nt
Organism: Capsicum annuum
Lineage: Eukaryota; Viridiplantae; Streptophyta; Magnoliopsida; Solanales; Solanaceae
Product: probable methyltransferase At1g29790
Exons: 1
Coding region: 257-1522 (421 amino acids)
Molecular function (GO): methyltransferase activity
Source: RefSeq, a predicted model, not a curated record
CCCAAACCCAUCCUGAAAAUCAUGGACUAACACCCAUCAAUUUGAUGCGAAAAUGGUCGUUGGAGCACCCAAAACUUAACACUAAGAUUAGCUUAACUCCAAACAACAGACAAAAACAUAGAUCACCAAAAGUAAGUCACUGUACUAAUAAAAAAAUCCAUCCUAAAUCUACUCUCCACUUAAUUUUCUGAGCUUACUUCCACUUCCUCCAUAGUUAAGCCAACACCCUUUGUAGAACCAGUUCAAAAAGAUCCAGAUGGGAUCUGUUUCAUUGAAAAUAGGCGAUGGAACUGCAAGAUUCAAGAAAGUAUCCUACUGUUCAUCAGCUCUAAAUCUCCUUAUGCUUUUCUCUGUUGUUACUACUAAUCUUUUUGCUCUAUAUGCAUUUACAUCUUCACCUAAAAACACCCAUCAUCUCCUUAUCCCACAUACUCACAAGAACAUAUCUAUAAUCUCAGAACAAGUUUCUUUAAUUCUAAGAGAAAUUGAUUCUUCACAAAAGAAACUUGCUCAAAUGGAGAAAGAACUUUUAGGGUAUGAAAGCUUUGAUCUUUCUAGUCCAAAAGUUACAAGUGAAGUUAGGACUUUUUUGACACCCCAUUUGUUACCUUUAGGUAAAGAUUCAAGAACUGGGAUAACUGAAAUGGUGGCGUCUGUUGGGCAUUCUUGUGUGAAGUCAUUAGAUUUGUUGGGUCAGUUUAUGAGUUAUAAGGUUAAUGGGAUUUGUCCUGAUGAUUGGAGUCUUGGACAGAAGUUGAUUCUUAGUGGUUGUGAGCCUUUGCCAAGAAGGAGAUGUUUUGGUAAGAUUGUUAAUAAAGAUGGUUUAGUUUCUUUUCCUGAUUCACUUUGGAGUAAUUAUAGUGAUAAGAUUUAUAGUUGGAGUGGUAUUGGUUGUAAGAAUUUAGCUUGUUUGAAUGUUAAGAAGUUGAAUAGGGAUUGUGCUGGUUGUUUUGAUACUGGUGGAGGGUAUGAGAGGUUGAGGUAUGUUAAGGGUAGAGGGAAAAAUGAUUUCUUGAUUGAUGAUGUGUUGGGAAUGUUGGGAAAUGGUGGUGGAGGGGUUAGAAUUGGAUUUGAUAUUGGUGGGGGGAGUGGUACAUUUGCUGCUAGAAUGGCUGAAAGGGGUGUGACUAUAGUUACUGCUACGUUGAAUGUCGAUGCACCAUUUAACGAGUUCAUUGCUGCGAGGGGUGUUUUUCCGUUGUAUUUGAGUUUAGAUAAUCGGUUUCCCUUUCAUGAUAAUGUGUUUGAUUUGGUACAUGUGGGAAAUGCAUUGGAUGUUAGCGGACGUCCUGAGAAGCUAGAGUUUUUAAUGUUUGAUAUCGAUAGAGUUUUGAGGGCUGGAGGAUUGUUUUGGUUGGAUAAUUUCCUUUGCACCAAUGAAGACAAGAAAACUGCGCUAACGAGGUUGAUUGAACGUUUUGGGUACAAGAAGCUUAAAUGGGUUGUUGGUGAGAAGAUCAAUGGAGCUGGAAAGUCUGAGGUUUAUUUGUCUGCUGUUCUACAGAAACCAGUAAGAGUUUGAUAGUAUGAGCUCUUCUCUGUGAUGGGCAACGCAUAUAAAUGGUGACCGUCAUCAUAGGAGAGGGGUUUGGCGUUGUGGCAGGUAUUAUAUGUCUACGAUCUGUACAAUUACUAGUUUAUCCUUACAAUGAACUUGAUAUUGAAAGAACCACUUGAGUUUAAUGCAGAAAUAACAUCGAAUUGAUCUACUUGGCAUUGA